Ochlerotatus camptorhynchus is the source of this 1770-nucleotide messenger RNA. RefSeq names its product Adenosine kinase 3 (gene Adk3). Gene Ontology annotation, molecular function: adenosine kinase activity. Gene Ontology annotation, cellular component: cytosol; nucleus. Lineage: Eukaryota; Metazoa; Arthropoda; Insecta; Diptera; Culicidae. The record is from RefSeq and is a predicted model, not a curated record. Gene Ontology annotation, biological process: purine nucleobase metabolic process; purine ribonucleoside salvage. The transcript has 5 exons. The coding region runs from base 220 to 1377 and encodes 385 amino acids.
UAUGUUUAGUAGUGUUGAAUCGAAAGUGUCGGCGGCUCUGUUUUUCCGCCACAACCGUGCACUAGUGUAGUGAGCGGAUGCAGUUCCUACAGUGAUCGUGUUCCGUGCAGAUAAUAAUGCAUCAGCUGACCAACAGAGCUCAGGAACAUUACCGUUUUUAGAACCAGACAGAACUGCGCCCACGUUGGACAUUUUCUUCGCCACCGGAAUUGUACCAGGAUGACUAAGGAUUCGCAAAUAAGCAGCUGCGAUCGUUGCCCAAGGCUAGUGGCUUUUGGUAAUGUGCUGCUGGAUAUUAGCGUAGAACUGCAUGACAGCAAAAUUCUCAAGGAUUUCGAUCUGAAGGAAGAUGACCAACGGGAAAUUCCAGCGGAGAAGCUGGCUCGAUUGGGGGCUGUUGCCGUGGAGACAUGCGGCAAACCGAAAUACAAUCCUGGCGGAUCGGCCCUGAACACGUGCCGAAUUUUGCGCGCAUUAGGCGAAAAGAACGUGAUUUUCUGCGGUGCUGUUGGAGCAGACGAGAAUGGAGAAAUUUUAACGCAAAUUUUAAAGGACACUUCAUUGUCCACUUGUAUCCAAACAUUGCCGGAAUAUUCAACCGGCACUUGCAUCUGUCUUAUCAGUGGUGAUAAACGAAGCCUUAACGCAAACAUUGGAGCUUCGUUGCAUUUCAAGAAAGAGUUUGUAAUGUCACGUUGGUGUCAAAGCAAGAUAGGUAGCUGCACGUCAGCAGCACAUGCCGACGUCGAUGAGGAAGUUCGCAUUUUCUACGUCGAAGGGUACUUUGUGCCGGAAAAAUUUUUCAUUUGCAAGCACAUCUACGAAAAGUACUGCAAGGGUACUCCAAACCUUUUCGUUACCAAUCUGAAUGCAAGCUAUAUUCUGCAGAACUAUACUAAAGAAAUGCAAUAUCUGGUUGAACAGGCCGAUUUGGUUUUUGGCAAUCUGACCGAAUUUGUGUCGCUGGCUGAGAUCUACGAGUGUGACACCGUAGACGAUUUGGCUAAACGUCUAAUUCGAAAGUAUUUGAAAAUCAAUCGAGAGAAGAUUCUCGUCGCCACCGACGGUUCCCGAUGCGUUCGAUUCUAUCACGGCAACGGCAGUGCAUUCUAUGCAGAGUCCUACCAGGUUCCGAUAAUUCCCAAAAAGGCCGUGAUUGACACGACUGGUGCCGGUGACUCUUUCGUCGCUGGAUUUUUGUACAAAUACAUGCACGGAGAAUCUCCCACGCUGUUGGACUGCAUUCGGUAUGGUAGCAAAGUGGCCGCCAAAGUAAUUCGACAGGUAGGCUGCAAUCUGCCCUCAUCGCUACCGUCUUCGCCAGUGAGCGUCAUGGUGCCGCCAGCUGUAGAAGAAGCAGAAACGAAACUCGCUUAAACUUGCCGAGCUACUUUAAUCUUUCUACAUCCUUUAAGUAUCUUAUUGCCCUGGGAAAGGUGUACUUAUAGUGUAUUAUUUAGUUCCUAAGAGUUAACGGUGUUGUGUGUAAUUUCAUCGAUCUGAUGUUGUAAGGAAGGUUAUAGUGCGAUCUCAUUUUAAUCAUCUUUAGUUCUAGCGCAGCACAACAGCGGUUCUGCUAAAUACACAAAAUUUGGAAUAGGUUUAUAGGUCCAAAUUUCAUGACAUUUUAAUGCCGUUUCGUUAUCAACGUUUAUAAGCCUCAAAUAUGCAAUCACUGGUAAGCAAGCCACACUCGUUUCAUUACAUCAUCAAAAUAUUUAAUACAUAUGGCUGUUGAUUACAUACAUGGUAAACAAAGUAUACAUAAAU